Linum tenue is the source of this 221-nucleotide messenger RNA. NCBI's taxonomy places the organism in Eukaryota, Viridiplantae, Streptophyta, Magnoliopsida, Malpighiales, Linaceae. The record is from the annotation of a GenBank genome assembly.
CAAAAUCCUAACCGAUGUCGCCUCCCAUCUAGCAACACAUUGGAGUUCAAUAACAUAUGAUAACGCUUCGUUCAUCACGGAUAGAGCUAAUCGAAGGAAGGGAUGGACGAAGGGAUAGAGAGAUGAGGGCGUUCACAAGGAAGUAGCACUGAACCGAACCCAUCCAAAUCCUAACUUUUGAACAAUGCUUGCAAAUCGACAGACGAAUGCUCAAUUGAGAC